Messenger RNA from Guillardia theta CCMP2712, 1404 nucleotides. RefSeq lists its product as hypothetical. The transcript is spliced from 12 exons. NCBI's taxonomy places the organism in Eukaryota, Cryptophyceae, Pyrenomonadales, Geminigeraceae. Gene Ontology annotation, biological process: protein O-linked glycosylation. The record is from RefSeq and is a predicted model, not a curated record. Gene Ontology annotation, molecular function: glycosyltransferase activity. Bases 1 to 1404 code for a protein of 467 amino acids.
AUGAAAGACGAUCUUUUGCUGAGGACUAUUCUGUUACUCAUCAUCAGUCUGUCUUGCGAUACUCACGAACAAGUGCUGUUAACCAACUUCAACUUUCUGUCUGACGGGAUCGAAGUGGCCCAACACUCUGACCUGUCUCCUAAGUCUGGCAAUGUUAUCGAGAGCUCAUUGCAGCUUCAAACUGUUGCUUCAUGGGCAGACAACUCGUCAAGAUGGCAUGAGAUCGGGUUCAUCUUGCUCGCUUACAGUCUCGCGGAUGGUUCUCGAUGCUUCCUGACGGCUGCGAGGCUCUCUCGCGACUUCAAGUUUGCACAAGAUGCCGGAGUUGCGAUGAGAUUGUUAGGAAAGAAAUCGCUAUCAGCAGGAUAUGCGCGGCGUUCGGUCAUUGGCAUGUCACAAGGGAAGUCCCACCCGACCUGUUUGCUCAACUAUGCUUCUGUUCUGUCAGAGAUGAAGAGGGGGAAGAUGUCGCUGAUGAACUGGGAUGAGUACAAGAGAGACCUCAACCUUCUGACGCACCUUCUAGUCCAAGAUACGAGUAUGAACACAUCAUUCAUCAAUCCCUGGGAGGCUCUAAUGGCCCCCUUGCCGUUACACCUGGCCAACAAGAUAGCCAGGUUGUUCGCAGUCAAGAUGAUGUACGAAUAUCAGACUCAAGUCAUGACUUGGUCGUCGCUUCCCGUCCUCGUCGACAAGCUCGUAGUAGCUGUUGUGAUGAACGAUGUGAGCGAGAAGGGGUUGCACGGGCUGGUUGCCAGGGCGUUCGAAGGCAGCGACAAUCCUGGGAGAGAAGGAGUUAGGAUCCGAUACAUGUUCGUGGUGUGGCAGGAAACGCAAGACACGCUGCUUGCGGGCGUUUGUACGAACAACCUCCUCGUCCUGCCCCCCAGCAUGUCUCCUCAACAUGCAGCCGCCGUCAUCAACAACCUCAAAGCACAUGUCGUGCUGGACUUGUUGGGUUGGCUGCCUGUCGGCAGAAAGUUCUCGACACUGGAGACACUCUUGCUGCUCAAACCGGCUGCUCUGCUAGUACACGCUCACGGCUUCUACUCGUCUCUCGGGGGUGUAGUCGACUACCUAGUCACUGAUCCUAUCGUCUUCCCUCCCGAGCAUGUCGAUUCCUCGCUCUCAGCAGAGUCUCUCGUCCUCCUCCCUCCCUCCUUCCAGUUCAACUCGCUCCCUCAUCUCCACCCUCAGCUUGCCGUGGGCCCCCGAGAUUUCCCGGGCGAGAAGGCGAUGGAAAGUUGGCGGACAAACUUGAUGUCCUCCGUUGACUUUGUGAACUUGACGAGAAAGCAACACAAGAACACUUUUGUCUUCUGUGCCAUCCAUGAGUACUACAAGAUCGAUCCGGAGAGCUUCAUGCUGUGGGUUGAAUUGUUGAGAUUGCUACCAAACUCGUGA